Messenger RNA from Pseudomassariella vexata, 1602 nucleotides. Its product is annotated as general substrate transporter. The record is from RefSeq and is a predicted model, not a curated record. The transcript is spliced from 4 exons. Gene Ontology annotation, molecular function: carbohydrate:proton symporter activity. Gene Ontology annotation, biological process: carbohydrate transport; transmembrane transport. Gene Ontology annotation, cellular component: membrane. The coding region runs from base 1 to 1602 and encodes 533 amino acids. Lineage: Eukaryota; Fungi; Ascomycota; Sordariomycetes; Amphisphaeriales; Pseudomassariaceae.
AUGGUAUUCGGUAUCCUGGGCAAAAACCAGCCCAAGCAGGAAGCAGCCGUGACCGCUCGAGAAGAUGCACCCACUUUCGAGCGAGUAGACUGGAAGCGAGACCCAGGUCUGCGGCAACUCUACUUCUACGCCUUCAUCCUCUGCAUUGCUUCCGCCACCAACGGAUAUGAUGGCAUGUUCUUCAACUCAGUCCAGGUCUUCGAGACAUGGCAGCAUUACUUCGGCAAGCCCACAGGCUCCACGCUCGGUCUGCUGGGUGCUCUGUACCAGAUUGGGGGUCUGUGCUCGCUGGUUAUCGUGCCCUAUUUGGCGGAUAAGUGGGGUCGCAAGCUGCCCAUCGUCCUCGGAUGUGUCAUCAUGAUCAUCGGAGGUAUCCUGCAGGGUUGUGCGCAAAACCUCUCUAUGUUCAUCGGCGGCCGCAUCUUGCUUGGAUUCGGCGGGUCGUUCACUCAGAUGUGCUCGCCCAUGCUCCUGACGGAGCUCUGCCAUCCUCAGCAUCGUGGUCGUUUGACAGCAGUCUAUAACUGUCUCUGGAACGCCGGCGCAAUCGUCGUCGCAUGGCUCUCAUUUGGUACCAAUCACAUCAACAAUGACUGGUCCUGGCGUAUCCCGGCCGUGCUCCAAGCCCUGCCGUCCGUCAUCCAAAUCUGCUUCAUGUAUUGGGUUCCUGAAUCCCCACGCUAUCUUAUGUCGAAGGACAAGCACGAACAGGCUCUAGAAAUUCUAGCCAAGUAUCACGCCAACGGCGACGCUCAACAUCCCACGGUCCAGUUCGAAUACCGUGAAAUCAAAGACACCAUUCGGAUGGAAAUGGAAAGCAAGUCGAACAGCUCGUAUAUCGACUUCUUCAGGACGAAGGGCAAUCGGUACCGCCUGAUGGUAUUGGUCUCUCUCGGUAUCUUCUCCCAAUGGUCCGGCAAUGCUGUCAUUUCGAACUACGCUGGAACGCUCUACGAGCAGGCCGGAAUCAAGGAUUCGAAUUCCAAGUUUGGUCUCUCUGGAGGCCAAACCAUCCUAUCACUCAUCGUAUCAGUAAGCAUGGCCACAAUGGUCGACCGUUUCGGCCGACGCCCUAUCUUCCUCACCUCCACCGGUGGCAUGUUCGGCGUCUUCAUCUUCUGGACACUGUGUGCGGGUCUGUAUGAGCAGCACCAACUGCCUGGGUCCAACGUCGCCAUGAUCUUCUUCAUCUGGCUCUUCGGCUUCUUCUACUCGAUCGCCUGGAACGGUCUGCUCAUCGGAUACACCAUCGAGAUCCUGCCGUACAAGCUCCGGGCCAAGGGUCUCAUGCUCAUGCAAAUCACAGUUCAAGCCGCGUUAUGCCUCAACACGUACGUCAACCCCGUCGCCUUUGAAGGAUUCGGCGAGAACAACUCGUGGAAAUUGUACCUGAUCUACACGUGCUGGAUCUUUAUUGAGCUUUGCGUCGUUUACUUCCUCUACGUCGAAACCAAGGGUCCUACACUGGAGGAGCUCGCCAAGGUCAUUGAUGGAGAUGGGGCGCAAGUUGCACAGGUUGACCUUCUACAGGUGGAGAAGGAGAUGGCGAUGCAGAGUGAUGUCCAUGAGGUUCAUCAUCAUGAAAUUCAGAGGAAGGCGUGA